AUGGAUUCCACCGAUGUUCAAGAUGACAUUAUCAUAACGGUUCAAAUGCUGUCAAAACUUGUAUUGGUCAAUUUAAAUCUUAAAGCUAGCUUAUCAGAAGUUCGUAAGAAGCUUGAAAAAAUUAGUGAAGUCAAAAUGAACGAUACAUUUUCAUUUGCGAUGAUGACUGAUAAUAAUAGUAGUACUGGCGGAAGUUUGUUAGCCGUAAUAGCAAGAGAAGAUGAAGUAAAGAUUAUUUUAGAAAAAAUUAUAGACAAAAAGAGUAAAACUUUAUAUUUAUCAGAACCCGAUUGGAGGUUUUUUAAAGAUAAGAAUAAACUAGAAUAUGGGCGUAGUGUAACUUUAGAAAGAGCCAAGAGUAGAGCAUUCACGAUAGUGGAUUGUGAAAUGGAUGAAAUUGAUGAUGGAUAUGAAAAAAGUCAAAUUCAAAUUAAUUCGGACGAGGAUAAGCAUAUAAAAAAUGAUCGUCUUUUAAUUGCAGAUAUUGAUAUACCAAAUUUUGCAAAAUUAGGAGUAUCGAUUGAAAAUUCAAACACCAAAAAUUCUAAUGUUGCUACUAGUUUAAAUUAUAAUAUUAUUGAAUACAAAAAAAGGUCUUUAAGACUUAAAUUAGAACCAACUAAAGAGUUUAUUGAAGCAAUAAAGGAUGUUAUAGAUUCUAAAGAUCCUAGAAAAUUUAAGGAUAUCAUAAAUGAUUUUGGUAAAUUUAUUCCAAAAGAAAUUAUUUUGGGUGGAAAAGCUUGCUUUAUUGCAAAUGAAAACUCUGAAAAAAAUUCUAAAAAAAAUUCUGGCGAAUAUUCUGCAAAUAUAGGUGCUCAGGUAUUAAAUAUGGAAUUUGGAAAAAAAUCUUCAAGACAUUUAAAUACAAGCAAUUCUUCUAAAUAUCAAAGUUUUAAAUUAUUUGGAGGAAAACAAUUUAGUUCUAGCAACUUUGAUGAGCCAGUUUGGGUUGAAUCUUUAAAUGAUUUUAAAUGUUGGAGUUGUAUAAAAUUUAAAGAUCCAGUUAAUGUUUUUCAAAUUUUACCUGAAGAACUACGUAAACAAAUUCUAUUAUUAGUUGGAAAAAAAAUUCUUUAUACAAAUACUAAAUAUUAUACUUUAGGAUUUGGGUUUUCAAUUUUUUGUCAUCAUCCUAGAAUUCAUCAUACUAUUAAAUUAAACAUUCCAAAAAAUAUUUUAGAAAUUCUUCAACAUAAAGAUACUGAAUGCAGUGUCUUUGCAACAGUUAAUGAUAAAAAAGAAAAAGAUAUCCUUAACUGUCAAGUUAUUUGCUCACAAAAUGAAGAUCCAAGACUUAAAAUUCAUUGUAUUCAAAAAAAAUUUAGAAAGCGUAAAUUGAUGAUUGAAUGGAAGAUCAUUGGUUAUGACAUAAAUUUUGAUUUUUAA
Molecule: messenger RNA, 1386 nt
Organism: Rhizophagus irregularis DAOM 181602=DAOM 197198
Lineage: Eukaryota; Fungi; Glomeromycota; Glomeromycetes; Glomerales; Glomeraceae
Source: RefSeq, a predicted model, not a curated record